GACAAUGAGGAACCAUUCGCAACAGACUCGGAUCUAUCAGAUCCCGACAUCUAUGAUGUUAAUGCGGUCGACUGGGACCUCAAUGCUUCCCCGCUCCACCUGGCAAUCAUGAAAGGCCAUGUGGAGGCUGUUGAGGAGCUUGUCACGAACUUUGGGGCCGAUGUGCUGCUUCCUAUCAAAUCAUCCAGCGAUUCAUCCAGCACUAAACGCUCUGCCACUCUCACGCUGGUCCUGGCUCUUGGGCUGCCUCUAGAGCGGGCGAAGAUAAUGACAGCAAAGCUCUUACAGCUUGGUGCAUCUCCUGCCCAGGCGGACUUUGAUCAUAGAACGCCUCUUCUAUACGUUGCAGGAGUAGGACACGAGGAUAUCCUUGACCUUUACAUACAUUAUGACCAGCCAGCCGUCCUGCGGGCUCUAAAUCAUCUGUCUGUGGUUGAAAUCCGCUAUAGGACACUUUCCGUGGAAACUCCCCUAAUAGCAGCUAUCGGGGCGAAAAACUUAACUCUAGCGAGUAGAUUCCUCCAACUUGGGGCACGCCCCUUGAUAAGCUUCCAGGAGUUUAUGGGCGCCGCACAAGAUAUCUCUUGGGUUCGAUCUCGACUAACAACGGAGAACCGGCAGGAUUUCGAGGAGGACUUUGAUCAGCCAGUCACCUAUGCAAUUAAGAACGAUCUUCCGUUACUCGCAAUGGAAUUGCUCGCUCGAGAUGCCGAUCCAAAUACCCUCACUCGAGAGGGGCACGUUGCGUCUGGGAAAUCGUACUACGCGUCAAGAACUACUGGUUCCUCCUUGUUGGAUUCUGUUCGCGCUAGGUUGGCCGCUUCUCGCGGCUACAAGGGGGAAAAAGUCAGUGUUGUACCUCCUGCGGUUUUGGAUUUUGACGACAGCACAUACUUAGACGAGUUCAAUCCGGGCACAUACUAGUGCUGGACGGCAAGGGGGAUGCUUGCACAGAAAAGGAAGAGCGUCGAGCGAGAAGGGAAGAAAUAUAGGGAGGCAGUGGAGGCCGCAAACAGCAAGGAGGGCUUGGAAGCAAAGAAGGCGGCGAUUAAAGAACUCACUGAUGCUUAUGAGAAGCUAGAGUCGGAUUUACUCUAGCGAGGCGCCAAAACCUUUCAAGAGCUUCGACCAGAUAUCAAGCC
Molecule: messenger RNA, 1142 nt
Organism: Aspergillus calidoustus
Lineage: Eukaryota; Fungi; Ascomycota; Eurotiomycetes; Eurotiales; Aspergillaceae
Source: the annotation of a GenBank genome assembly